Rotaria socialis is the source of this 867-nucleotide messenger RNA. NCBI's taxonomy places the organism in Eukaryota, Metazoa, Rotifera, Eurotatoria, Philodinida, Philodinidae. The record is from the annotation of a GenBank genome assembly.
AUGUGUGAAGGAAAAGCUAAUACAUGGGGACCACAGGCAUUUAUUGAACCAGGAUAUAUGCAUACAAUUCUAUUAGAAGAUCUUCGCCCGUCAACAACAUAUUUUUAUCGUGUUGGAACUGAUGAACAUGGAUGGCCAUCCAUCUAUUCAUUUACAAAUCGUCCAGCAGAUGAAAAUGAAGCGGUAAAUUUAAUAGCCAUAUGUUAUGCUCGAGGUAUUGGUGCUUUAUGGGAUGGCUUUAUGACUCAAAUCCAAUCAAUAGCAGUUCAUGUACCUUACAUGGUUAGUAUUGGUAAUCAUGAAUAUGAUUAUGAAACAGGAGGAGAUAAAGAUCCAAGUGGUGCACCAGGUCCCGGUGGAUUUAGACCGAAAUGUGGUGAUUAUGGUCGUGAUUCAGGUGGUGAAUGUGCUAUACCAAUGGUUCGUCGUUUUCAUUCUCCAUCGAAUGGCAAUGGCCUUUUUUGGUAUAGUUUUGAUGUUGGACCAAUUCAUGUUAUUUAUAUUUCAACAGAACAUGAUUUUCGUCGAUCAUCGAUUCAAUAUUUAUGGCUUGAAAAGGAUCUAAGUUCUGUCAAUCGUUCUCGUACUCCAUGGUUAAUUGUUGGUUCACAUCGACAUAUGUAUACAUCUGCAUUCGAUUCCGCUCGUGAAACUAGAAUGAGACUAAUGGUUCAACUAUAUUUGGAAUCAUUGUUCUAUCGAUAUCAUGUUGAUCUUAAUCUAUUUGCUCAUCGACAUUCAUAUGAACGAUCAUGUCCAAUGUUUCAAGGAAAAUGUAUUGAGGAUGGUAUUACACAUGUAUUAAUUAGUAUGGCUGGACAAAGUUUAGAUUCUGAUAUAUAUAUAUUAUCCUGUUGUAUGGAGUAA